Molecule: messenger RNA, 2351 nt
Organism: Rubroshorea leprosula
Lineage: Eukaryota; Viridiplantae; Streptophyta; Magnoliopsida; Malvales; Dipterocarpaceae
Source: the annotation of a GenBank genome assembly
UCCCAACCAUAAACUAGUGAGGUGAGCUGAGGCAGUUUCUGGCUUCUUUGCAUUGCCUCUUGCCUUGCUGUUUUCCUUCUUACUUCCCCUGUUUCUGUAUCAGUUUCAACAGCUCAAGACAUUUGGUCCAAACCCAACAUUAAACCCUCCAAACAUGUAAUAAUCCACGCCAGUCUGGUCUACUUCAUGUGGGUUUUGUAACCAAAGGGCUCUCAUAUUCAUGCUUCAUGAUUUAAACAAUGUGAUUUUCAGGAAAAAAAAAAAAAAAAAACAGAGCUUUUUUAGGGGUUUUUGGGACAGUGAAUCAACUUAAAGUUGUAGCCUUUGUGGGGGAAGAGACUCUGUUUUAAAGCUUUUGAGAAAUAGAAUAACUGAGAUUGAUUCUUCUUUUGGGGUUCCAGUCAAAUUUCAUGAUCUGGGUUCUUGAGGUUACCCUCAGUGAAAGAUUCAGACUUUUCAGUAAGUUCAGAGUUGUUUAUUAUUAUUAUUAUUGGUUGGGUUCUUCUUACAUCGGGGAUUUUCUAGUCAAUUUUGAAUGUCUCUGAUGUGAGUUGGUGGUAAAGAUGAAAUCUUUGAGUAGUGUGGGACUUGGGUUGAGCAUAGUUUUUGGAUGUCUUUUGUUGGCUUUGGUGGCUGAGUUAUACUACUUGUUAUGGUGGAAGAAGAAGUUUGUUAGCAGAGACAUUGAAAAUGACUACAGCAAUCCAGCUAGGGAGUUCUUCUGCAUGUUUUGUUGGAAAAGGGCGUCUUCUUCCCUGAGCCACAAAGCCUUAAAUCCCCAAGACAUUAGAAUCAGAGAUUCCCUUGUUCAGGAAACAGAGCACUCAAACAGGAAUCUGUUGCUGAAGCCCUUAGGUGAUGAUAGCUUGGAGACAGAGCUCGCUGGGCUGCACCCUCUUCCAGGGCCACCUAGAUUUCUCUUUACAAUCAUAGAAGAAACAAAGGAGGAUUUGGAAUCUGAAGAUGGAAAGACCAGAAAAGCAUCAAGAGGAAGAAGCUUGAGUGAUAUUCUUCUCACAGUGGAGACUCCAUUUCUGACUCCUUUUACAUCGCCGCCAUUUUUCACUCCUCCUCUCACUCCUCUGUCCAUGGAGUCUUCUUAUUCUCAGAGUCACACGCAUCAACAAGGAUUCAAUCCUCUCUUUGAAUCAGUAACAGAUGCAGAGUUUAACAGGAUACGGUCAUCUCCUCCUCCAAAGUUCAAGUUCUUGCAGGAUGCGGAGGAGAAACUCUACAGAAGAAAACUGAUGGAAGAAACUGAAAAAAAUGAUGGACUGGUUCAGGAAAAUGGAAGCAGAAGUUCCUGUUCAAGUUUUCUCAAUGAUGAAGAAGAUGGGUCUUUCAUCACAAUUAUUGUUGAUAGGAACAGCGAGAGAGGAUUUCUUCACCAAAACCAUCAUCAACAUCCACAAUUUCAUUCAAGUACUUCACAGGUUCUUCCUCUUUCUUCUUCACCCUCAAAAUUUCAGCCAUCAGUCACAAACAAACUGAAAUGAGUUUAAAUUUUUUGCUUCUUAAUUAGUUUAACUUUUUUGCUACUUAAUUGUAUUAAUUAGCUCUUUAAUUAAUCCUCUAGUCUUUAUUUUUCCUUUGAGGAGUGCUGUGAAUCCUUGAGGGGGGAGACAACAUUCUGUGUUAACGUGAAGUUGUUAAUUUGGUAAAAUGCAGAAAGUGGGGAAUUUGUGGGGUUAUUUGUUUUAUUCAAUCUCCAUGUCUCCUCAGCUGCUUGAUACCUGUAAUCAUUCUUGUUUGAAUGAUGAAUAUUACCAUGUUCUUGUCCAAAUCUCACUGAAAUUCUUUCUAAGAGCAAAAUCCCAUCUCUUUUUUUUUUUUUUUAAUAUAUAUGAUUUCUUCUCACCCUAUUUAUUAAAAUCUUUGAGACAAUGUGAUGUGGACCGUCUGAUGAGCAUCCUGACAAAGGUUAUGAUAGUGGGUUCCCAGUGGGGCAUGCUCCCCAUGAGGUACAGAGAAGAGUUGUUAUCUGUUAAAUAUGCCAACCAUAGAAGAAGAUGACAAAACUGGAAAAAGGGAUGAAGAGAACAGCAACAGUGUAUGUCUUUGGGUUUUUUCCUAAAAAACAAAAGAGGAGAACUGGAGGAAUUUGCCCGUGAAAGUGUCUCGUGGGUAUAGGCCGAAAGGUACCGCACCUUCUUCAAGAAUCAUUACAGGCACUGCCUUUUCUUUUUCCUUGCAUCUUUCUCACAUAAAUUGCUUAGGGUUUCAUCCAUGGCAGAUAAUCAUGAACUCAUGCUCAUCUGCUGCUUUCGCUUUCCUUUUCCUUUUCCUUUUCCCUUUUCACAGAAGACAAACAGAAAUUGCUCUCUCAGGAGACAUAAAAGAGAUAUUUUGCU